Molecule: messenger RNA, 1484 nt
Organism: Tuber melanosporum (Perigord truffle)
Lineage: Eukaryota; Fungi; Ascomycota; Pezizomycetes; Pezizales; Tuberaceae
Exons: 6
Coding region: 303-1484 (393 amino acids)
Biological process (GO): intracellular zinc ion homeostasis; zinc ion transmembrane transport
Cellular component (GO): membrane
Molecular function (GO): zinc ion transmembrane transporter activity
Source: RefSeq, a predicted model, not a curated record
AGCAUUCAGAGUCGAGUCAAAAGUCCGAAAGUUUUCCAACACCGGAGUCUUACCACUUAGAAAAUCCUCGAAUAUAUCAUACCCUCCCCAAUACGAGCGGUUUCUGUUCGUGCCCCUCACCCGCCCGCUUGUCGAGUCGUCAGCCCUGGGCCCUCCAGAGUCGUGACCACGGUGUCCCUGUCCGUCAAUCACCACAACCCAGUCGGCGAGAACGCAACGCUGAUUCCACAGUACCGGUAUUACGACAUAAGCCUGCCCUACAAUAAUUCAUUACCAAGAAGGAAACAAAAUUCGUCAUUCAAAUGAGGAGUUUUAUGAGGUGUUUGUGGAUAGCGGUUUCGCUAGCGUUAUUCUUUUUCGCGCUCGUCUCGGCGAAGGAGGAGAGGAAUGUUUUGGAACUUACGAGUCGGGAGGUUGAGGGGUUGUUGCAGGAAUGCCCACUUGUGCAGAAAUUGAAUCACGAGCGCCUCGCGAACAGUCCCGAGACUUCGAGUCUCAUGAAGAGGGUCUUCGCGAUAUUGUUUCCUGCGGGGCCCGCCGUGAACAGUUUGUUGGCUACGGCGUAUAUUUCUGGACCUCCCAAUUUUCUGCUGGCACUCGUUCCUACAAACAUUGAUCCCUCCAGUCUCUCCACCUUCAUGGGAGAACCGCACGGGGAUGGAGUGCACUUUGUCAUGCUCGAUCCGAAGCGGAACUCACUGCUGGGAUUGUUCAUUUUCGUUGGGUUCGUCACGUUCGUUGCCAUGGAUAAGACCAUGCGCAUCCUGGGCGACGGGGACGGGCACUCUCACUCGCACUCUCACACCCACUCUCACUCUGAAGAUACAAGCGUCAGCUCCGGCGCCAACGUGGGGGACAAAUCCGGCGACGUAAAGAACCGCAAGGGCAACAAGUCCCCCACCCCUACCGACGAGGUGAAGGAUGGCAGAGCGAAGAAACCCGAGCCAAGCAACUCCAUUAAGCUCUCCUCAUACCUCAACCUCAUCGCUGACUUCUCCCACAACAUCACCGACGGCCUUGCUAUGUCCGCUGCCUUCUACGCUGGUCCCAUGGUCGGCGCGACCACUACCGUCGCCGUCUUCUUCCACGAGAUCCCGCAUGAGGUCGGUGACUUCGCCCUCCUUGUCCAAUCCGGCUUUACAAAGUGGCAGGCCAUGGGCGCACAGUUCUUCACUGCUGUCGGCGCCUUCUUGGGGACGUUCAUUGGCAUCGCUAUUCAGACAUAUUCUGCCUCUGGCACUGCGGACGAGGCUGUCGGUGGUGAGGGGUCCGACGUGGGGAUUUGGGGCACUGGGUUGACGGCUGGUGAUCUGGUGUUACCGUUCACGGCUGGUACCUUCUUAUAUGUGGGUUUCAGCGUGAUUCCCGAGCUGCUGGAGACUGGGAAGAACAAGGGAGAGGAGGUUAGAAAGUCGAUUACUCAGGCUAUCGCGAUGGCUUUGGGUUUUGGGAUUAUGUUUGCCAUCUCUUGGGCUGAAGGGUAA